Molecule: messenger RNA, 1580 nt
Organism: Mollisia scopiformis
Lineage: Eukaryota; Fungi; Ascomycota; Leotiomycetes; Helotiales; Mollisiaceae
Exons: 2
Coding region: 119-1486 (455 amino acids)
Source: RefSeq, a predicted model, not a curated record
CCUCACCUCAUGUCGCAGCUUUUCUCGACUCAACACAAACUCCAUCUCCAAACAACUUCUUUUUCCCACCUGGACGACCUCACGGCCAACAUCACGUACACGUUCAUUGUUGAGUGAUAUGGAGUCAAGCCCUUCAAUUCAACCACGCGAUAUUGAUCUACCCAUUUCUCUGCUCCAGCUUCUCUCGAAUUCUCUUGUCUUAUAUCAAACCACUCCGUACUUGCCGGUAGCUUCAUUACUUGCCCUUGGAGCCACCUCGAAGUCCUUCAAAGACCUGAUCCACAAUACGCCUAAUGUAUUCAGACAUUUGGACCUGACUAGAGUCAAGUCAGCGCAAUUCGAUAUUGCGGCUAUUGAUCAUGGCGGAGAAGUAUGGAGGAAUGUUCAGUUAGACGAAAAUGUCACUGAGGACGACUUCUAUGGCGGACCACUUCGUGGUAUCUUGAAUACUCUCCACCGGCGGAACAUCAUUCAAGAUGUCCAGACUCUCGUCCUCGAUGGCCUUUCGGUGACCUCCGAUCUUGUCUCGGACAUUAUCCUCCAAGAACGUUACAAUGUUCGUCUGUUGUCGAUUAGAGAGGUCCGAAAUCUCAACGAACGCAAGUUGCAGCAAGCUCUCGUCUUUGCUGUUCGACCCUCUAGACCUGCGAAUACCCCAAAGCUCCAAGGACUGUAUAUAUUCGGUGCUAAAGACAUUGCUCCAGUCACGCGAGUUAGUCGGCAUGUCAACAGGUAUCCUCCAGGCGUUGCUCCGAUUGAUACCGUUCCGUCUUACGGUGGGGUUGUCUACUCCCAAGGGGCGCAGAUUGGUGCACAAUGGAAUCAGAAAUCGGGAGACACCCUUGCAGAAGAGAUGGAGAGCGGAUUUGAUAAAUGGUAUCAAGCAAGCGGGAAGGUCAUCGCGAAGCCCCCAUCGCUCGAGUGGGCUAGCACGAUGCUAGUCUGUCAAGGUCUCAUCAAUUUUGAUGCCAUCCUUUGCAGCGGACCCCGUCACUCGACCACUGCAGUUGAGAUCGGUCCAGGUUCGAAAGUACCUUGGUAUCGUAGCAGCUGCUCUCACCUUUCAUCAAUGGUUGCCACUCAUGCUCUUGGCAGCUGUGUUGGAUGUGGCAAAGCGCCCGAAGGGUUUUCCAAAUUCGGAACCUCUCCUCUAGCCCGAUUUCCCCUGCUGGCUCCCCCGCCACUACAUUCGUCCGCAUCAAAGGCCGCCAAAACGCCGUUCUCUGCAUACGAUGAUCGUCUUUUGGUCAGAUGUAUGGAUUGUCUGAAAGGACGAUUUUGUGAAAAUUGCCAUAAGUGGUGGUGUGAAGAUUGUUACGAGGUUCCGGACAACUCCUAUAUACAGGUCUCGCCGCAACACUGGGAAGCUAUCGGCAACCCACCUGGCGGGCAUCUUGAGAAGAACGUCAAGGUACAUAUGGGUCUCUGUGUUGAAGAUUGUCUCGUAGCGGAAAUGAUGUCCGGUGCGGGCAGUAACGGGAUGUGAGGUUAAGACGACUUCACAGAGGAAACGUAUGGGAUAGACUUGAUUUCGUUAUGUCUUACUUGCCCUAGACACUGCUAACUAUUUCUUAGCCAGG